GAACAACAAAUUGUAAACCGCAUGGUCUUUAAUUAUUCCCUCGAUGAUUUCAUGGUCAUGUGGAAGAGAUGUGUGGGAGAGUACGGAUUUACUGAUCUAAGCUGGCGGAGCGACGCCUGUACUGGUGUUGAUGAUUCGCCGUUUGGCUGGGACUUCAAACCAGCUUGUAUACGCCAUGAUUUCGCGUAUGAGAACUUUCGGCUUCAGCAUCGGCUCAGUCAUGAAGCUCGUAAGAAAAUCGACGUCCACUUCAGGGACGACCUCUACUAUAUCUGUGAAAGACGUUCCAAUACCAAGGCCUGCAGGGUGUCAGCCAAAAUCUACUACGCCGGAGUCAGGCUGUGGGGGAAAAAUCAGGAGAAUGCGUUUUUCACCAUCAACGCUAUUGUCGCCAACCAUGCCCCCGUGAACGCUUCCGACAGUAUCUCCACGACAGCUACCGCAAUCAACACAACCUCCGAAAAUACUACUACCGUCAACACCACCCACACGAAUAAUGCUGGUCCCGACGAUACACAAAGAGAUAUUCGUAGCAAAGAAAAAGUUGCUAUCAUGGCCUGGCUUGGCGAACUGACGCAUGCAGAGCUGCUGAUGGAAAUGCCAGAGACGCAUCUGGAGUAUUUAAGCAAGUCACUCGAUGACUGGACGGAAGUCAUUGAGAGAGAGUGACACGAACAGGAGACUGUGCAAGCAUAGGACGCGUAAUUACGUCUGGAUCUGUAAUUGAUCCGUCGUGUUCGAUAGAACGAGGGAGUGACUGCUAGACAAAUCCCAUC
This is a messenger RNA of Alternaria alternata, 776 nucleotides long. RefSeq lists its product as hypothetical. Gene Ontology annotation, molecular function: A2-type glycerophospholipase activity. Gene Ontology annotation, biological process: arachidonate secretion; phospholipid metabolic process. Lineage: Eukaryota; Fungi; Ascomycota; Dothideomycetes; Pleosporales; Pleosporaceae. Bases 22 to 669 code for a protein of 215 amino acids. The record is from RefSeq and is a predicted model, not a curated record. The transcript is spliced from 4 exons.